CCUGCCACUCCCAGCAAUCAGAUCAGAACACAGCCCAGCCCUGUCCUGCUGCAGAGGAGGUGUUUCAGUACUCAUGCAAGAAGAUGAGGUGCUCUUGGAUGUUUGCAGUGUGUGUGCUCUGGCUGAGCGGGCACCGCUGUGCACCCACCUGGCAGGAGGAGGCAGCUCUGCGGGAGAAGCUCAAGAUAUUAUCUGAAGUUGGAGAGAAGUAUGUAGAUGAAGAGGUAAAGAAAGCUUUGAUUGGUGUCAAGCAGAUGAAAAUUAUGAUGGAGAAAAACGAAGAUAAGCAUGUAGAUCUUAUGAAGACCUUGAAGAAGAGCAGUGAAGAAAAACAGCAAGCCCUGCGACUGAUGGAUGAAGUAAAGGAAAGACUGGAAGAAGAAGAAAGACAAUGUCAAGCAUCCUUGAAAAAUCUGUGGGAGGAAUGUGAAUCUUGUCUAGAAAGCAGCUGCAUGAGAUAUUAUACUACCUGCAAACAUGGGCUGUCAUCCUUUAGGAGGAAGGUUGAAGAUUUUUGGAGGAAAAUACCUCCACUCAUCUUUACUGUUCCUGAGGAUCAAGGAAAGGACAUCCAGUUUCAUGAAAAGCCUGAGAAGGAGGAUACCCAGCUAGUGAAAAUGGAAAGUGUAUUUAGCCAACUGUUACUGGACAUGGGCUCAGUAUUUGACAGAAGCUUCAUUUUCUUCAAGCAGAUGCAAAAAGAAUUCGACCAAUCAUUUCAGACAUAUUUCAUGUCUGACCUGGACUUGAAUGAGUCUGUCAGCAUGCCAGCUUUACCUGAGCACCUCAGCAGAAAGGAAGGCCCACAGAAAGGCUGGGGGAUCCCUGGCUUCUUCCAGACUGUCUUUGACUUCAGCAAGAUGGUGUUUGAAGGGGUCAGUGAGGCCAUCACCGAGGUACUUGAUGAGUACAGAGAGAGCAUAAGAGACGUGCCAGAACAAGCCAAAGGCAAGUAUGCUGACAGGAGGGGCAUGUUCUCCAAACCUGCACCAAGGCGCAGGAGACCUCUGUGCAGGGAGCUUGGGGAGAGCUCCCCUGGGUGCCCACAGUUCCAUGAGAGAUGCCAGACAUGCCAAGACAAUCUUCUGCAUGACUGUCCAAACGUUCCUGAGCUGCACAUCAAGCUUGAUGAAGCCUUUAAGCUGGUCAAUGUCUCGGGGGAGCAGUAUGAGCAGAUCCUCCAGGUGGUUCAGCGCCACACAGAAGACACUUCCUACUUGUUGAACAAAAUGAAGGAAAGGUUUGGGUGGGUGUCUGAGUUAUCCAACAUGACCAUUGGACCAGAAAACAUUUUCAAUAUAGUUAAGGUGGUACCUGGGGAUUCCUCCAGCAAAAAUGAAACCGUGGUAGAUGUGAAUGUUCUGACUUCACCUACUUUCACCAUUACAGUUCCUCCCAACUUGGACCCAAAGAGUCCUGAAUUCAUUGAGUACAUAGCUGGAAGAGCACUACAACUAUACAAGCAGAAUUUUUAAGCAGAAAGAAGAUCUGUGAAAUCUUUCUUCCUGCAACCCAGUAUCUAGUCCUUAUGUGAAAUACCCUGAGCUCCACACACAACUACCUGUUAAAUGGCUAUGGGUAAAGCAGUUGCAUAUAAAUGAAAUGUUGUUUAGCCAAUACUGUGACAUAUGAGCUAGAAACCAACGACUGUAGAAAUCUUCUAACUCAAAUCAAGCUUUAAAUCAUCUUUAAUAUUAAAUGUUAGUAAUGUGUUUGAUUAAGUGCUCUUUGGUAACCUGCUAUAGCCCUGGUUAUGCAGACUGAAGAAAAUAAUUGAAGGAAAUCAUCAGCUGUAAGUGUAGAAACAAUUCCUACCUGCACACUUAAAUUCAAAGACACCAUUAAGACUUUCCGAGCCCGGUCC
Dryobates pubescens (Downy woodpecker) is the source of this 1864-nucleotide messenger RNA. RefSeq names its product clusterin like 1 (gene CLUL1). The transcript is spliced from 9 exons. The record is from RefSeq and is a predicted model, not a curated record. NCBI's taxonomy places the organism in Eukaryota, Metazoa, Chordata, Aves, Piciformes, Picidae. Bases 84 to 1475 code for a protein of 463 amino acids.